Sus scrofa (pig) is the source of this 529-nucleotide messenger RNA. RefSeq names its product cellular retinoic acid binding protein 1 (gene CRABP1). Gene Ontology annotation, molecular function: lipid binding. The record is from RefSeq and is marked provisional. Lineage: Eukaryota; Metazoa; Chordata; Mammalia; Artiodactyla; Suidae.
UGCUGUCACCAUGCCCAACUUCGCAGGCACCUGGAAGAUGCGCAGCAGCGAGAAUUUCGACGAGCUGCUUAAGGCACUGGGUGUGAACGCCAUGCUGAGGAAAGUGGCCGUGGCGGCCGCGUCCAAGCCGCACGUGGAGAUCCGCCAGGACGGGGAUCAAUUCUACAUCAAGACAUCCACCACGGUGCGCACCACCGAGAUCAACUUCAAGGUCGGAGAAGGCUUUGAAGAGGAGACAGUGGACGGACGCAAGUGCAGGAGUUUAGCCACUUGGGAGAAUGAGAACAAGAUCCACUGCACACAAACUCUGCUCGAGGGGGACGGCCCCAAAACCUACUGGACCCGCGAGCUGGCCAACGACGAGCUCAUCCUGACGUUCGGCGCCGAUGACGUGGUCUGCACAAGAAUUUAUGUUCGGGAGUGAAGGCGGCCAGCUUGUUCCUGCUUUGGGGGUGGGAUGCAUGUUCCCCUGAGGAAUGUCAUAGUUCUGAGCUGCCAGUGGACCUCCUCUUCCCCAUUAUCAACCGUA